Molecule: messenger RNA, 776 nt
Organism: Amoebophrya sp. A120
Lineage: Eukaryota; Dinophyceae; Syndiniales; Amoebophryaceae
Source: the annotation of a GenBank genome assembly
CGGGUUUGGCGGGUUUGGGGUUUAGGGUCGUCGGGUGCCCUGCCCGGCGAUUCUCUUCUUUCGUCCUUGUGUUGUGCCAUCCCGGCGCGCGUGCUCCCGCUGCGCCUUGUGCUUUUCUAAUUCAUUGCGUGGCCCUCCUUUCCUGUCCGGUCUGCUGCUCUGCUUUUUCCAUGGGGCGGCCGCCUUUUGCGCCGGUGAGUUCUUGGCCGUGUUUUUCGUUGAGACCAGUCGUUGAGGUCAUCGGAAAGUCGUUGAGGCCUAUCAGGCCGUUGAGAUGCACUCGUUGAGACGGAUUCGCGUUUUUACAAGAGUGAUUUCGCAAGUUUUCGCUCGUGUUUUAACAUAAGGCCGUGCAUAGUAUUGAGAUGAAACCGUUGAGAUUCCUGUAUAACAACCUAUAUUAUAUAUCAAAACAACCCACCCGGCAGGGAUUUGGGGUAGUUUCGUUUCAGCCCCCCAGCCAUUUUUUGUGUGGUUGCCUGCACCCACUGCAGAAGUUGCCAGAAGGCAGGCCCAGAGGCAUUCGGGCCGAGCAGCAAGGGGCGCAAAGUGUGAUCUGCAGUGGACGACCAUGAAUGCCAUUCCCAAACCCAAUGACUUUGCUUACGGAAGCAGUGCAGGCACCGGAGGUUGCGGCCAGUCUUCAGCAUGUAGCCUAGUGUAGUUCUGGUGCCUUGCUGUGUUUUUGAGGUUUGACACACACCUGGCCAAUGCGUGUGGCGGGCGGCCCGUGUCGCGAAACGAGGCCUGCCUGAAAAUUCGCGAGCGCCCACAGC